AUGGCUUCCAAGGUUGUGAUGUGGAUUGCUCUAUGCUUCUUUUUGGCUUCCAUACUGUGUGUUAAUGGCGAGACAUUGACCACGUCCACUCCGUAUGAUUCUGCUGGUCGUAAUUACGACCUUGAUGGCCUAUUUUGCGCUACAAUUGACUCUAAUCAAACAUUAGAGUUUCGCAGUGAAUACCUUUGGACUGCGUAUUGUGACCAAGCCGGCCAGCCCAUGGAACUUUCCCUCUGCGGCACCUGCAUCCAAGUGACAAAUGAUUCGACGGAUCAAAAUGUGAUCGUACGAAUUGUGGACGAGUGCAAAAAUGGAGGACUGGUUUUAGAAACUGAUGCUUUUAAUGCCAUUGAUAAGGAUGGGAAAGGAAAGCAUUACGGUCAUAUGUUUACUACCUACAAGUUGUUGAAGAACGAUCGGGUCAAGUGCAGCCGAUCUCAGCCUUGCAGUAAAGUCCAUUUCCUGCAUGACUUCGAGGGAGCUCUGGUGAAGACUCUGUGA
This is a messenger RNA of Cryptomeria japonica (Japanese cedar), 501 nucleotides long. Its product is annotated as pathogenesis-related protein PR-4-like. The coding region runs from base 1 to 501 and encodes 166 amino acids. Gene Ontology annotation, biological process: defense response to fungus; defense response to bacterium. The record is from RefSeq and is a predicted model, not a curated record. Lineage: Eukaryota; Viridiplantae; Streptophyta; Pinopsida; Cupressales; Cupressaceae. The transcript is spliced from 3 exons. Gene Ontology annotation, molecular function: RNA nuclease activity.